This is a messenger RNA of Marchantia polymorpha subsp. ruderalis, 5444 nucleotides long. The record is from the annotation of a GenBank genome assembly. NCBI's taxonomy places the organism in Eukaryota, Viridiplantae, Streptophyta, Marchantiopsida, Marchantiales, Marchantiaceae.
CCCAGUAUAAGUUGGUCGAUUCUCGCAUGUCUUGAGAAGCUCAACAGCAGUGCCGACGCUAGCGGGCCUCGCAAGGAGAGGGAAUUCGAAUUGCAGCGCACACACAGCGGUAGGAACAGCAGCGAGAGGGAGAGGGAGAGAUAGGGAGGCAGGAAGUCGAGCGUUGAGAGAGAGAGGUGAAGAUGGCGACGUCCGCAGCGCCUGAGGGCGAUCCCUGGUUUGAGAAGAAGCAUGGAGGGACUCGAUUAUGGGGCGAUACUGGAGAGGGGCGGAAUCCUUUCUCCCGCAGGUCCAGUUUGGAAGUGGACGAGGAUGAUUUUGAGGAUUUGAAGUGGGCUGCGCUCCAGCGAUUACCCACAGUUCAAAAGCAGGUUAUGGCUUGUCUUGAUACGAACCUCAUGAUGGAGAAUGGAGAAUUGGGCGAGAAUGGAGAAUCAGGCGAGGGUACUGCAGGAAAGGAUGGUAGGGGGGGAUUAAAUAGACGGGGGAGAGCUCCAAUGGAUCACUAUGACAUACGCAAGCUCAACAAGUUUCAGAGGUCCAAGGUUGUGGACACAGCGUUCAGGACCAAAGAACAUAAUAAUGAGUACCUAUUGAGGGAAAUUGAACAGCGUCUUAACAGGGUUGGCAUCAGUCUCCCCAAUGUCGAAGUGCGUUUCAAUGAUCUGUCUGUGAACGCUGAUAUUCAUGUUGGGAGCCGAGCACUUCCAACCCUGCUUAACUUCUGCCGCAACAUAUUUGGGGACUUACUGUCGACGUUGAAGAUUUCGAAACCCAACAAAAAGGAAUUUCGUAUUUUGAAUGGAGUUAGUGGUGCUGUGAUUCCUGGGAGGAUGACGUUGCUGUUAGGACCCCCUGGAUCUGGAAAAACUACUCUCUUGUUGGCCCUUGCAGGCAAACUUGACAGCUCGCUGAGGAAAUCAGGCGAAAUUACUUACAAUGGAUGCAACAUGUCGGAAUUUCUGCCCCAACGAACGUCUGCAUACAUUAGUCAAGUAGACAACCAUAUUGGUGAACUCACAGUUCGUGAGACAUUAGAUUUCGCAGCUCAGGUUCAAGGGACCGGUUAUAAAUAUGGGAUGAUGGCAGAAUUAGCCCGUCGGGAGAAAGCCCAAGGCAUCAAACCCUCUCCAGAGAUUGAUGCAUUCAUGAAGGGUGUUUCAAUUGAAGGACAUAAACACAGUAUCAACACCGACUAUAUUUUGAAAGUUCUGGGCUUGGAGAUGUGCGCCGAUAUAUUGGUUGGUAAUGACAUGGUGCGGGGCAUCUCUGGCGGACAGAAGAAACGAGUGACAUCAGGUGAAAUGAUUGUAGGACCAAAGAAAACACUCUUCGCGGACGAAAUUUCAACGGGUUUAGACAGUUCAACGACGUUUCAAAUUGUCAAAUGUUUACGGAAUUUCACACAUCUUCUACAAGGAACAAUUUUGAUGGCACUUCUGCAACCUGCACCAGAAACCUUCAAUUUGUUUGAUGAUAUUUUGCUUCUUGCCGAAGGUCAUAUAGUUUAUUACGGCCCACGAGAGAAUGUGCUAGAUUUCUUUGAAAGUUUGGGAUUCAGGCUCCCGCCUCGGAAAGGUGUCGCCGAUUUUCUUCAAGAGGUAACUUCAAGGAAAGAUCAGCAACAAUAUUGGGCCGACACAAGCAGGCCAUACCAAUUUAUUCCUGUAGCGCAACUAGCUCGUGCUUUCCAAGAUCAUCAAGUUGGAAGAGACUUGAAGAGCUACUUGGCGAAACCUUUCGACAAAGGUGGAGGUCACCCUGCAGCUCUAGUAAAAAGAAAAUACGCUUUGGGUCAAUGGGAUAUGUUUCGAGCCUGCCUUGCAAGGGAAUAUCUCCUUAUGAAACGAAACAGCUUUCUUUACAUCUUCCGAACUUGUCAGGUAGCCUUCGUGGCAUUUUUAACAUCAACUCUUUUCUUGCGGACGAGACUUCAUCCAACUGAUGAAAGAAAUGGUUCCCUCUACCUCGGCACCUUAUUCUUCGCUUUGAUACAUAUGAUGUUCAAUGGAUUUUCAGAGAUGGCUAUAACUGUGGCACGUCUGCCAGUAUUUUACAAACAGCGAGACAAUUAUUUCUAUCCUGGCUGGGCGUUUGUUGCUCCCAAUUGGAUUCUGAGGUUACCCUACUCAUUUAUCGAGUCUCUUAUCUGGUCGGUUAUAGUCUACUAUUCCGUGGGACUUGAUCCAAGUGCUGGAAGGUUCUUUCGUUAUUUCCUGCUUCUGAUGGUUGUACAUCAGAUGGCACUCGGACUGUUCCGUUUGAUUGGAUCUGUUGGGCGCACUAUGGUGAUUGCCAAUACGUUCGGUUCAUUCACUCUUCUAGUUGUGUUCCUUCUCGGCGGAUUUGUUCUAGACAAAGACUCAAUACCUGUUUGGUGGGUUUGGGGGUACUGGAUAUCUCCACUUUCAUAUGCCCAAAAUGGGAUUGCGGUGAAUGAGUUUCUUGCCCCAAGAUGGAGGAAGCCAAGUCCUGUCGAUGGACGACCCCUUUACUUGAACAUUCUUCAGGGACGUGGACUUGCCACCGAACCUUUUUGGUAUUGGACAAGUAUUGGUGCUUUGAUUGGCUUCGCUAUACUGUUCAACUUUCUCGUCACCAUCGCCGUUACAAAACUGAAACCUUUUGGGAAACCACAAGCAACUUUGCCCGAAGAGGCUCUUCGAGAAAAAGCUGCUAAUGAGCAUGGUGAAGAUGCAGUUAGUGGACCAUCAGUGAGGUUUGAGAUUAGCAAUUUAAGUUUGCGCUCAAGUUCAGUACGCCAGAUGCAAAGAGAUCACACUCAGCAAAGAAUGACAAUGCGAUCAACUGAAGACACCGUUCAUCCCGAUCAAGAAGAGCAACAGGCGGAAGAAGUCAAGAAAGGAAUGAUAUUGCCUUUCCGACCUCUUUGUCUUACAUUUCAUAAUGUUUGCUACUAUGUCGACAUGCCACCGGAGAUGAAAAAGAAGGGGGUUGAAAACAUCCCUCUGCAGCUGCUGCGAAAUGUGAGUGGAGCAUUCAGACCAGGGGUGCUGACUGCCUUGGUUGGAGUGAGUGGCGCGGGUAAAACAACCUUGAUGGAUGUCCUUGCUGGAAGGAAAACAGGUGGUACCACAGAAGGAGACAUAAGGGUGUCCGGUUUCGUCAAACAACAACAAACCUUUGCCCGCAUUUCCGGAUAUGUUGAGCAGACAGAUAUUCACUCUCCACAGGUCACCGUCUAUGAGUCGUUAGCAUACUCAGCAUGGCUCCGUCUUCCUAAUUCUGUGGACCAACAAACACGAGAGGCCUUUGUGCAGGAAAUUAUGGAACUUGUGGAGUUAACAUCACUCCAACAUGCACUAGUUGGAUUGCCUGGCAGUACUGGUCUUUCUACAGAGCAAAGAAAAAGGCUCACCAUUGCUGUUGAACUGGUUUCUAAUCCCUCAAUUAUCUUCAUGGAUGAACCAACUUCUGGAUUGGAUGCCAGAGCAGCCGCCAUUGUGAUGCGAACAGUCCGAAAUACCGUGGACACAGGAAGGACUGUUGUUUGCACAAUUCAUCAACCUAGCAUUGAUAUUUUUGAGGCUUUUGAUGAGCUUCUGUUGAUGAAACAUGGAGGGCAAGUCAUCUACGCAGGAUCCCUUGGCAAAGAGUCAUGUGACUUGGUGGAAUAUUUUCAGGCAGUACGAGGAGUUGAACCAAUUACUGAUGGCUACAAUCCAGCAACGUGGAUGUUAGAUGUUACUACUCCAGCCAGAGAAAACGCUUUGAACCUAGACUUUGCUGAAGUCUUUAGGAACUCAGAUAUGUUCAGGAGAAAUGAGGCUGUGAUUGAAUCGCUCACAACUCCUGCUGAUGGAACUGAGGAUCUCAAAUUUCCAACUGUAUACUCCAGGAGUAUUGGAACUCAAUUUUUGGCCUGUAUCUGGAAGCAGAAUAUCACUUACUGGCGUAGUCCCUACUACAAUGCAGUGCGAUUUUUCUUCACAACAAUUUGCGCACUGAUCUUUGGGUCUAUAUAUUGGGGCCGUGGGACAAAAAGGCAGACCCAACAAGAUGUUUUAAAUGUCAUGGGUGCCCUUUAUGCUGCCGUGCUCUUCCUGGGUGUGAAUAAUGCCUCAAGUGUACAACCAGUAGUGGCAGUCGAACGUACAGUAUUUUAUAGGGAAAGAGCAGCGGGAAUGUAUUCAAGCAUUCCGUAUGCCAUAGCUCAGGGAGCCGUAGAAAUACCAUACGUUCUUCUUCAAACGAUCAUUUAUAGCUUAAUUACCUACUCGAUGAUCCAAUUUGAAUGGACUGCAGCCAAAUUCUUCUGGUACUUCUUAUACAUGUUUUUAACAUUUUUAUACUUCACAUUCUACGGCAUGAUGGCUGUUGGGCUUACCCCUUCUCAACAGUUAGCAGCAGUAAUAUCCUCGUUCUUCUACUCCGUCUGGAACCUAUUUUCUGGGUUUUUGAUACCAAGAACUGCAAUGCCUCCAUGGUGGGUUUGGUACUAUUGGCUCUCGCCGGUUGCGUGGACUCUAAAUGGGCUCGUUACUUCUCAACUGGGAGAUGUUGAAACAGUUAUGGAGGCUCCGAAUGCGGUUCCUGUUAAAGACUACAUUGAAGAUUUCUUUGGAUACAAUCACGACUGGUUGGGUUACAUUGCAGCGGUGCUCAUAGGAUUUUGCUUACUCUUCUGGAGUGUUUUUGCCUUCUCAAUCAAGUACUUCAAUUUUCAGAAACGUUAGUGGACGUGGUUCUAAUCAUGACGCUUAGUAGGUAGGCUAAAUUUGCCAGACAUAUCACGAUGUGUAGAUAAGUUGGGAAAAAUUACAGGAAGACGCGGCUGAAGUAGGGUUUGUACAUAGAAAAUUGAUAAAUUUCACGGCUUUUUUGCCACUCGAGAAAUUAUUAAGAGUAUAUAAAGGGAGAGCAACGAACGAGGAACGUACCUGGUAGAAGUGAACUAGAUGCAACAAAAGGUAAAUAUCGCUCUUAUAUGAAAAAUGUGUAAUUUGAACCAAUCACAGAUAGGAAGAAGACUUGAAAAUAGCCUACGUCUACAGGCAUAUUAUAGUAUAAGACUUGCGGUACGAAUGCACGUUCUAGUUUUAUAAGUCUUCGCCCUCGGUCACGAGUGUGGCCAUGUUUGUACUGAUAUUGAAUCAGGCUAUGUCCAGUCAUGAAUGGGCAGUGCAAAGUGAAAGUAGCCCUAAUCCUUAUGCUAGAUUUCAGUUCAGAAACCGUUCUAACUAUUCUGCCAUUUUGAGAUAAAAAUUUCGUCAGUGAUCUUACUCGAAGAACACUAGCACAAGGAGUGAAGAUGGUUAGUAUUGUGCACGGUAAUGUGUGAUAUGUCGACAGUGGAUGAGUCGCCGUGCGGACUUGUUUGUACUGUUUGCAUGCGUCUCUGGCAGUAGCGACAGCUGCACCAUGUAAGUGUUGUAGAGCAACUUUACCAAAGAAGUAAAAUAAGGCUAUCAAGCUAGUCGUUC